CAUUCCCAGUGCUUCCUGGUGCUGAUCAGAGAAAAGGCUGAGAGCUUGUCAAACUCUGAGCAGCCAGUGGCACAUUUCCUGUUGUUGACAGGCGAGGAGAACAGCAGAGGCUGCGCUGAGCUGCGUGCAGGGACUCGCAUUUUAUCAGCUGGGGUGCACACAGACACUCUUUCACAGGAAGAGCUGCUAUCACUUCUCAGAUACACAGACGCAGAGGAAACAUUGACACUGAACCUCUUACCAACGGCCCAGAAAAAGGAGCUGCUCCACAGGUGGACUGACUCCCUCCAUCAAGAGUCUGACUGAAGAAAACAAGUGGGAACUGCUUUGUUAUUUGUUGGGUUUUCAGCUGAUCUGAGUGUAACCGGGAGGUGUUAUGGUUUUGUUCCACAUGGGAUCGGAUAAAACCUCAUCUAUACUCAUGCAGGCUGAGGAUCCUGUUCGCCAGGACAUGCAGUUCUACUAUGUGGGCGACCAUACGUGGGCCACCAUGCUGGGGCAGAGCGUGAGGCUGCUGCCGGUUGCCAUCCAAAGCCUCUCAGAGCUCGAAAGAGCACGUCUGCAGGAGGUGGCCCUUUACCACUUGGAAAGAAGAGACUUGGACUUUAAGAUCAGCAUUCCAAGAGAGAUUCGUAAGAGAAGGAAAUCACUACGGAGAAAGUUUGACUCCUUCUCAAAAGAAAAGAAAGAGCGAGAGUCUGCAGCCAAAGCAUUCGGUAUCCCUCUCGCCCAGGUAAUCGCAAACGAUCGGGCACACAAGCAGCGUCAGGACGCUCUGAAAGAGAGCCGACGGGACUGUCUAGACCUGGAGGCCAGUGUUCUUCACUUCCGGGCCGAGAAAUCGCAGCAAAAUGGUAACCGGCCACUGGGCAAUUCAGCCUUUUCACCUGGUGCUGCCUCAACAACAGCAUUGGAAGUCCACAGCAAACCUCCCACAUCAGCGUUCAUGGACAACACCUCACGCUCACACAGACGGGGAGGAAUGUCUGUAGACUGCAUCUCUGAUCUGGUUGAGAGUCAGUCCAGACUACUGGAAGCUCUGCAGCUUUCUCACCCUAAUGAGCUGGAGAUGAAAAAGGCUGCUGGUCGAACACAGGCCAAACUCAGUCUCAACCCCAUCUACAGACAAGUUCCUCGAGUGGUUGAGCGCUGCUGUAACCACAUCCAGACCUACGGAUUACAAACUUUAGGGAUUUUCCGUGUAGGCAGCUCCAAAAAGAGAGUCCGUCAACUGCGCGAGGACUUUGACAUUGGGAUAGAUGUCGUGUUAGACGAGGAACACAGCGUCCAUGACGUGGCGGCAUUACUGAAGGAGUUUCUGAGGGACAUGCCUGACCCCCUGUUACCACGAGAACUCUACCAGGCCUUUCUGCACGCUAACCAGCUGAGAGGGGCAGAUCAGUUGACAUACCUGCAGCAGUUGUUGUACUUGUUGCCACCCUGUAAUUGUGACACUCUGCUGAGGCUCCUGACCCUCCUUCAUUUAGUACAGGAGAACGCAAAAAGCUCAACUGGACCCAACCAGCAGGAGAUCUCAGGUAACAAGAUGACAGCAGCAAACCUGGCGGUGAUCUUUGGGCCCAAUCUCCUCCAGAAAGAGAGAGGAUCGGAGAGAGAGCUCAGCCCUCAAGCUCUGGGCAUAGAGGACAGCACUGCCAUCAUCUCUGUCACCCUAAUGCUCCUCCAGAACCACCAACACCUCUUCAUGGUGUCUGCUGAGCUGCAGCAGGAGGUGCUCAUGAGCCUCAUUCAGACGGACCCUGACGUCAUUGACUAUCUGCUGCGCAGGAAACUCAGUAGUAGCAGCCUUACAAUACAGACGGACUCUGGUGGACGGAGGGACACGCAGGCAUCUCUAGACUCUGUGGGUCAGUCCAGUGAUGACCUAUCUUCCCUGGAGCCACUGUGUCCUCUUUAUCCAGAGACAUCUGCCAUAGGAAGUCUGAGCAGUGAGGUCUUCCUUAAUGUCCUUCAUCUUAACACUAACAGGAAACGCUCCUCUGAGGUUCCACCCAAGUCCAUCGUUAAAAUGAGGCAGUUUCAUUCCCACCACAACCUGCUGAGUCUGACCCAGUCUUCCGCUAAUGCCCAAGGUGAUGAGCUCCAGGACCAGAGGCAAGGUGUUUCAAGACAGACCUGCUCAGAGGAGCGCCUUCAUUUCAGUCUGGGGCGGCAGGACAGUGGCUCGCAACCACAGAGUCCUAGAGAGAGGGGCAUCUGGGUUCGACAGAGCUCCAACGCCUCAUCCACGACGUCAGACGACAGCAAGCCGCCAAGCAACUUCUGGGACUUUUUCACUGGCAAGAUACCUGUUGUCAGGAGAAGCCCUUCGCUGCAAAACUUCUUCAACGACCAUUCACAGUCUCAGAAAAAUUAGGUGGAGUGGAAGACUUUCUUUGAAGGAUGGGAUAUUUUUGAUAACUUUUUACCUUUUGGAGAACAUACUCUGAACUCAUGGCAUCAUUGAACCACAAGGGGGUGAUACUGGUGUCAACAUUACAUUGACAUUAAACUUGCAUUUGACUAGAUCUUGUCCAAAUAUCCUGUCUGAAAUGAUCUCUAUUACUUGCUGGACUUACUGUUGUUUUGGAUUAAAGGCAGGAUUUCCACCAAUAAGGGUGAAAGUGUUCGGAGUGAGCAUUGCCAUUUCUAUAGCUGGCAAGUCUAAUAAAAACUCCAAACUCUAAGGCAAUCAACCUACCAAGCUUAAAUGCAAGACUGACCAAGAAAUACACAUUAACAUAGAUGAAAGGGCAAAUAUUGAAGUAUGAAUUUAAGGUCUGACCUCAGAGGUGCCAAUUUAUGUGUGAAAAGAUUCUUGAAUUCAUUCUCCUUCCCAACCAUUCUUUCACAAUUUGAGCAUCUUGAUUGUCAUCCUGGGAUAUGGCCAUGUGUCUCUCACAUGGUUGUUUAAGAAAUUAAAAGUGUUGCCAAACAUUGCAGUUACUGGCAAGGAGCGGAAAUCAAGUCUUGAUGGUCAGUUUCCUUCUAAAUUAGUUGGGAUAUACCAUGGAUAAAUAAGAGAUAAAACUCAUAUUCAUCAUUUUAAAUUCGAACGUAGGCUAGUUAGUUGGGUUUAUGUUUACAAUAAUGAUUUCGUAAUGGCGACAAGUCGAGUCGAAGGAAUUUUUUUCUACAGCACUGAAGGUGUUGAUUUGGAUCAGGACUGAGUUUUAUGUAAAUGACACUGAUACUUAGCGAGUUUUAAAAAGCGAUUUCUACAUUCUACAUUUCUAUGAUUGCAGUCUUCAUUUAAUGUGUGUACAACAUUAAAACGACUCUUAACACGA
Molecule: messenger RNA, 3290 nt
Organism: Pimephales promelas (fathead minnow)
Lineage: Eukaryota; Metazoa; Chordata; Actinopteri; Cypriniformes; Leuciscidae
Gene: arhgap36
Product: Rho GTPase activating protein 36
Biological process (GO): signal transduction
Source: RefSeq, a predicted model, not a curated record